This is a messenger RNA of Equus quagga, 2343 nucleotides long. It is a transcript of the gene CD48, whose product is annotated as CD48 molecule. The record is from RefSeq and is a predicted model, not a curated record. The coding region runs from base 146 to 880 and encodes 244 amino acids. NCBI's taxonomy places the organism in Eukaryota, Metazoa, Chordata, Mammalia, Perissodactyla, Equidae. The transcript has 4 exons.
CCCACGAUUGCUGGGUAGAGACAAAAUGUGACUGGGUGUUUUGCUCGACCUCAGGCCACGAAUUCAAGAUCACUGGAGCCGUAGGUCCCUUUCUAGCCUGGUUCUAGCCUGUCUCCAGCAUUCCUGGGAAGCUCUGGAGAGUAGCAUGUGCUCCAGAAGGCGGGAGUGGUGUCUGGCUCUGGAACUUCUGCUGCUGCCUCAUUGGUUCCUGGCGACCAGCAUUCAAGGUCAUUCAGAAUCUCCAGUGAACGCGCUCUCUGGCAGAAAUGUGAGACUUCAAAUUUCCAAUUUGCCUGAUAAGUACAAAAAGCUCACUUGGUUUUAUACCCCUGAACAGAAGAUUGUAGAAUAUGAGGAGUCCAGCGAACCCAACUACUUCAAGUCUAAAUUUAAGGACAAGGUCAAGCUUGACCUCACAAAUGGUGCACUUGACAUCCAUAACGUCCAGAAAGAGGACAGCAGUACCUACCUCCUGAGGGUAGUGAAGGUAACCGGCAACGAGGAGGAAUGGCGGGUUCCACUGAAGGUAUUUGAUCCUGUACCUAAGCCUGUCAUAGACAUCAAGAUACAGAAAAUGAACAACAGCUGUUAUUAUCUGACGAUAUCAUGCGUGGUCCCAGACCAGUCUGUAAACUACAGCUGGCGUGGGGACUCAGGGCCCCUUCCAAAAGAGCUCCAGACUAGUGUGUUCAAUGUCACCAUUGGGCCACAAAACUACUCGAAGUUUUACACCUGCGAAGUCAGCAAUCCUGUGAGCAACAGUUCUAGCACCGUCCCAGUCACUUUGCCCCAUGACUCCGCCGGAUCCUUCAGAGUAGCUUGGACUGCAGUUUGGCUAGUGGUCAUCGUACCCACUGUUUCUGGCCUCCUGUGGAACUGAGAUGAGCUCUUCUAACUCAGGAGUGAAACUUCAAGACCACAGGAUCUUGUCUUCGUCAGCACCAUGCUGUUAACCAGGACAGAAACCCUAGCUAUAUGGCAUGGGGAAAGUGUAUUUCUGAGGUAUCUACAUGGAAUUUCAAAUUAACUUUUUUAAAACCAUGGUUAAUAUUUUAUUUUAUAUCCUCUAGUUGUUUUCCAACACACAUAGCUACACAUGCGUUCUUCCCACCGAAAUAUGUGAUCACUGCAGAGUUUUCCUAUAUAAGUAAACUUUUGAUUUGAUUGUCAAAGUGGAUUCCUGAAGUUGCCCUAAAUCUGUCGGACAAUGUCUGCUCCAUUAGCCUGGACAAACUGGACCAUUGAGAUCCAAAGAGAAAGAGCCUGGGACCACAGGCUCCUGUGUGUCAGCAAGGCUGAAGAGUUAAUUCGUGCUGUCUCUGACUCUUAGUCUCACAUCCACGCGAAACCUAGUGCUCCACUCCUCCCAAACUAACCCUUUACCAAGUUCUGGCCUCCUUCCCAAUAGUUUGCCUUGUUCUGGCCUCUCUGAGGAACAUACUCAUUAGGUUUCCUGGGAAUAUGUGGUCAGGCUUACUCCCCAAGAACUGAGUAUCCAGCUUUACCACAUAAAAGGCUCCAGGCCAGGUUUUCCAUGAGUAGCUGGGCUCCCCCUCCUCUUUUCACUGUUGUUGCUGUGUAGACAACUCUUCAAGUCCUAGUUGUGUUGUGGAAUUCAACAAAACCAUCAAAUUGACAAAAUGUUCUCACCGGGCUCUCCCAUUAUAUGAAGGUGGGAGCCGCCAGGCCACCAUUUCCAUAACACCUGGAAUGUUUGCUCUCUAUUCCCUCCUCUAAGGCUCCCCGUGCGCUGGAGCUGAGAGGGUCACUAGAGGGUGUGCUUCCCCUUCACAAAACCGCCUCACCACAGACCACAUUCUUUUUUUACAGCAAACCAGCCUUCCCCACGUCCAGCCCUCUGCUCCCUCUCCCCUCAUCACUUCUGAAGCAGACACAAUGCCAUGUGUUAAUCAAACCCUUUCAUUUUCCUCCUGGGACGUGAUUUCUCCUGGGUUAAUUUUGUGUAUCAAUGUGACUGGGCCACACAGGUGCCCAAGCCUUUGGUCAAACGCUGUUCUGGGUCUGUCUCUGAGGGUGUUUCUGGGUGAGAUUAGCAUUUAAAUCAGUAGAUGAGUAAAGCAGAUUACCCUCUGCAAUAUGGGUGAGCCUCAUCCAAUCAGUUGAAGGCCUGAAGAGAACAAAAAGGCUCACCCUUCACAAGCAUGGGGGAAGUCCUCCUGCCUGGCUGCCUUCAAGCUGGGACAUUUGGUUUCUCCUGCCUUUUGACUUUAAUUGGACCUGCACCAUCAGCGUUCCUGGGUCUCUAGUUUGCUCAGAUCUUGGGACUUGUAAGCCUCCAUAAUUGUAUCACUCAAUUUCUUAUCAUAAAUCUCUUUAAAUAUG